Molecule: messenger RNA, 2889 nt
Organism: Oxyura jamaicensis (ruddy duck)
Lineage: Eukaryota; Metazoa; Chordata; Aves; Anseriformes; Anatidae
Gene: ZNF385B
Product: zinc finger protein 385B
Exons: 9
Coding region: 204-1652 (482 amino acids)
Cellular component (GO): nucleus
Molecular function (GO): zinc ion binding; nucleic acid binding
Source: RefSeq, a predicted model, not a curated record
GUGUCUUCGCCGCAAGCCCCCGCGGGGAGCUGGUUGCUUGCAGCGCGAAGCCGGGGUCCUGCGCGCUCCGUCCCGAGGCACGGACGGGAGGGUGGGCGCGGGGCUGCGCCCGCUGUCGGGUCGCUGUGAACGCUCCCGUGUGCCUGCUGUGGGGUGCUGGCCCCCGGAGAAACGAGGGAGCUCUGCUGGUGGGGUUUAAGGGAAUGAAGCGUCCAUUAAGUCCUGACCAUGUCUUUGAAGAUGGGAUUAUGAAUCAGCCAGCUGUUCUGUGGGGCUUUGAAGAGAAGGGACUGAGGAACGACAGACAGGACUAUCAAUUAAGCAAAGAAAAAAAGAAGAUACUAUUUUCAUUCUGCGAAGUGUGCAAUAUACAGCUGAACUCUGCAGCACAAGCUCAAGUUCAUUACAAUGGGAAGUCUCACCUGAAAAGAGUGAAGCAGUUAAAUAAUGGAAAACUCCCUACAAGCACAGCUCCUGGCACCUUGUUUGCAAGUACAAGCACAGGCACUACUACACUUCCCACCCUUGUGCGCACACCUGCCUUGAUGAUGCAGCCUUCCCUGGAUAUCAAACCCUUUAUGCCCUUCCCCGUGGACAGCAGCUCUGCUGUUGGAUUCUUCCCAAAUUUUAACACAAUGGAUCCUGUGCAAAAAGCAGUCAUAAACCAUACCUUUGGAGUGUCCAUUCCCCCAAAGAAGAAACAAGUCAUUUCCUGUAAUGUCUGCCAGCUUCGCUUUAACUCUGAUAGCCAGGCCGAGGCCCACUACAAAGGAAGUAAACAUGCCAAGAAGGUCAAAGCACUAGAGGCAACGAAAAAUAAACCAAAAGUUGGGUCUUCCAAGGACAGCGCAAAGGCUAACACAAGCUGCUCUACGCCAGUCACAGCCAACAUCUCUGACAAAUCAGAAGACAAAGGGAAAGCAAAACCCAAUAGUGCAAGUCAGAAUUCCAGUACAGAAGUGGGUGCUUUUCUUCCAAAGCCCGGAGCGGCAGCAGUGGCACCUGUAACGCCUGCAUCAUCCUCCAAGAGCACCAAUGGGGCUCCUAGCACAGUGUCUGAGUCAGAAGAGGAAAAAGCCAAAAAACUACUUUACUGUUCAUUAUGCAAAGUGGCUGUAAAUUCCCUGUCACAACUAGAAGCGCACAAUACAGGCUCCAAGCACAAGACAAUGGUCGAGGCUCGAAAUGGUGCUGGCCCCAUUAAGUCUUACCCUAGACCUGGAUCCCGGCUGAAGGUUCAGAACGGCAAUAAAGGCUCAGGACUGCAGAACAAGACAUUUCAUUGUGAAAUCUGUGAUGUCCAUGUUAAUUCAGAAAUUCAACUUAAACAGCACAUUUCCAGCCGAAGGCAUAAGGACAGAGUUGCAGGAAAGCCCAUGAAACCUAAAUAUAGUCCCUACAACAAACUGCAGCGCAGCCCAAGUAUUUUAGCAGCAAAACUUGCAUUCCAGAAGGACAUGAUCAAGCCUCUGGCACCUGCAUUUCUCUCCUCUCCACUGGCGGCAGCUGCGGCGGUGUCAUCCGCUCUGUCCCUCCCUCCCCGUCCCUCCGCUUCCCUCUUCCAGGCACCAGCGAUACCCCCAGCUCUCCUCCGGCCGGGCCACGGUCCCAUCCGUGCAACACCCGCCUCAAUACUUUUUGCACCAUACUGAUUUGAUCGACAUGAACAGGAGAUAGCUAUGGCCAGUAGAAAGGGUAAAAGAAAAGCAAGCAAGGGGUCUUUCUCUUCUGAAAUGCCAUUAGGCGUGACACCUCAACCAACCACACCAUAAAAGUCAUCACUGACGGUACUGCAUUUGGAGUCUAGACAGCUCUCUUUCUCAGUCUCUCUCUCUCUCUCUCUCUUUUAAUCCAAAUAGACAGUGAUUUACUAAAAAUUUAAAUGCUCAUAAAAUUAUAUCAUUAAAGAUUAAUGUAUCUAUUAAUUAUUAUUUUUUGCAAUGUGUAUGACGCGCCUUGGAAACAAGGACGUAAAAUAUUUUCCUGGCAGACUUGAAAACUAGGGUCUUCCUCACUCACACAUGUAAAUAGCUUUCUGGAAACCAAUGGGAUAUAAUCUAGCGUGGAAAAAGAUAGAUGAGCCAAGUGCUUGAUCGUGGGUAACAUCACAAAAACAAACCGUGUCCUUUUCUUUUCAAUGUGCUCUUGUUGACAGGGAUUGUAUACUGUCCUAGGCCCCAGUACUGGUGUAUCUUGUGUAGUACUAAAGAUGUAUCACAUGUCUGAUUUUAAGAUUUUUCAUUUCUGUGCAAGUGUUUGAAAGCAAUGCAGCGCUGAAGUUUUUUUUUUUAAAAAAAAAAUUCUUUUGUGUCACACUUUAGUUAGAGAGAUUAAAACUAGAAAGCCAUAUAACAUAUAGUUAAGAUUACUACUUGUUUGCUACUUUCAUUUAACUUAUUUUUGUUUUUUCCUCACUGGUGUUGCUAAGCAAUGUUUAAAGAGAAAAAAAAAAAAGCUUUUCAAUUGCACAUUACCACAGCUCACAUGCAUUGUUCAAGAAGACAAUGGAUCCAUGUAUUUGUACGAAAAUAUCCUUUUUCUUCAUUUCUAACUAGUUUCCUUUGUAAUGAUGCUGCAUAAUGUUGUGGCUCCCUAAUGCAAUAAUGUACAGAACAUGAAAUAUUUAUAAUUGACUGUCUUAUCUGUUUACUGAAUAUAUUGCAGUAAUGCCCCUCCUCUCUUCUUACCUCCCCAACCCUUUUAUAAAGGUGAUAUCAAUAUGCAGUACUCAGACUGAAGUCAUUAUGUGACAAUGGGGGAAAACAUGGAAGAAAGGAACAAAAAAUAUACAGAAUUAACUUUUAGAGCAUCUUUAUCUGCAAUCCAUAAUAGUAAAAUGUCUGUGUAUUUUUUUAAAUGUAUCUUUUCAAUAAAAUAAUAAGGAAAAUA